This is a messenger RNA of Phytophthora sojae, 720 nucleotides long. RefSeq lists its product as hypothetical. The transcript is spliced from 3 exons. The record is from RefSeq and is a predicted model, not a curated record. The coding region runs from base 1 to 720 and encodes 239 amino acids. NCBI's taxonomy places the organism in Eukaryota, Oomycota, Peronosporomycetes, Peronosporales, Peronosporaceae.
AUGCCGCCAAAGAAACACGCCAAGGCCCAGCACUGCGAUGAGCCUGUCGCGUCGGCCGCUACGCUCACGUCUGCGGCUGUGGUCGCAGCCCCAUUGUCCACGCCCACGAUGGUGACGCCUUUCGGCAGACGUUCGCCGUCGAUCCCGACGCCGGUACCGAUGCCGACGUCUACGCCGAUGUCCACAACGAUGCCAGACCUGUCUUCGCCUGUGGCUCCUCGGGAAAAGCCAAAGCACGAGCGCAUAUCAAGCAACCAGGAGCAACUUGAGUACGUCUCGCCCGUCAAGAAGUUGAAGAAGUACCUGGAGGCGCACAAACCGCGCGUGAUCGACAACACUAAUUUGCGGACGUUUAUUGCCAGCAACGACAUGAGUGAUCCCCAGAUCCGCGGAUCUGUGCGGAUUCAGGCGCGCCUCUUGUGGACCGCCGAGGACGACACCCACAGAGCGCGCUUCCUGCGCGUCUAUCUGGGGGACCACAUUAUGCGGCUCUGGCACAUCAUUGUCGUACAGGUCUACCAAGAUGCGCAGCGCGAGAACACAUUUGAAGCAAACAAAUACCUCAUCACGCUGUCACUAUACGACAUCAAGAAGGAUAAUCCGAUGCUACCACCACCGGGCUCAAUCGUGACGGUCGUGACGACUAAGCCCCGCAUUUACAACGAUUGCUGCCAGAUCGACAGCAAGCUCCACAUGAUCUCGACGAUCGCUCCACCAUGA